Messenger RNA from Angiostrongylus costaricensis, 1017 nucleotides. NCBI's taxonomy places the organism in Eukaryota, Metazoa, Nematoda, Chromadorea, Rhabditida, Metastrongylidae. The record is from the annotation of a GenBank genome assembly.
AUGCUGCUGAAGCUGAUUUUUCUGCCCGUAGUAAUCGGGGAAUCAUUUUGGAUGACUGCCGAAUUGUUACGAGUUGAUUGGCGUGAAGGUUGCUUGACUACCGCCGGCUGUUCUCAACCACGAUUCAAGAUUCUCGAAGACAUGCUACCGUUGACGGAGAAGCUCUCUAUCAGUUGGCCAGUAUCCGAGCAUUUCGUCCAGGAUUCAUCACGACCCUUCGUCUCUCAUUGGUCUGCCGGUAAACCCGAAGACGUGACGUUGUCAUGCCAAGUGGUCGGCACUGAUCCUACCUAUGGAUUUCCGAGAAUUUGCGACCAAACCCCAUCGAUUCGUGUAUUCCAGGAGCGGGUCACCGAAGCAUUUGGUCGCAAUCGUCGUCAUCAGACCACCACCGGUCCACUUUCUGAAGAAGAACUUGGGAAAAAACUGAUAGAGAUUCGCGGCAAAUGCUUCAAUGCAACAGUAGCCAUACAGAAACAUAUCGAAAGAUGUCCAUGGUGCCCUGACCCCUCCGAUGUGACGCUCAUUGAGCAAAGGAUUCCUGACGAUAUCUCUUCCACAUUCUCAGCGUCGAUCCUUUCACAGUGGAAAGGAGACGAUCAUAUUCUGCACAUCUCUGUACUAGUUCUGGCAGCAAUUACUAUUCUUGCUUCCAUCGGAUUCGCAAGUAUGCUGGUGGCGUUCCUGAAGCAUAAACGAACCCAUCGCCAAAUUUCGGUGAACCCGCGCUAUCAUCCGUAUUCAUCGUCUAAAUGUAAAGUGAGCGACGAUGAAAAUCGUUAUGACAUGCCAUGGGAACAAACUCGUCCGCUUACCUACUGGCUGUCAUCGUCGAAAUCUGAAGCGACGACGACAUCACCACUCGAUUCGGCAUCGUCGCUGGGCGCGACGUCGUCAAUCGUCGCUCCGUACAACUUCCGAGCAACAUGCACAAUACCUCAGACGCAUCUCUACCAUCACAUCUCGCCGAACUCUUCUGUCGGACCUGGUCAUGACUCUGGACUAGAAUCUGUCUAG